Molecule: messenger RNA, 2176 nt
Organism: Labeo rohita (rohu)
Lineage: Eukaryota; Metazoa; Chordata; Actinopteri; Cypriniformes; Cyprinidae
Gene: dio3b
Product: iodothyronine deiodinase 3b
Exons: 2
Molecular function (GO): thyroxine 5'-deiodinase activity
Source: RefSeq, a predicted model, not a curated record
AGAAAGAGAGAAAGAGAGAGAGAGAGAGAGAGAGAGAGAGAGAGAGAGAGAGCAAGCGAGUGCGCAAGACAGUGAGAGAGUGUGUGUGUGUGUGAGAGAGAGAGAGAGAGAGAGAGAGAGAGAGAAAGAGAGAGAGACAGCGCGCCCGCCGAACGACACGGCUGUAUCUGUACCUGUCCGGAUGGGGAUGGAGAUGCUGCAUGGAUCCGCAGGUGUCCAAACGGCGAAGGCGCUGAAAUACGCCGCCGUGUGCCUGAUGCUGCUGCCGCGCUUCCUGCUGGCGGCCGUGAUGCUGUGGCUCCUGGAUUUCCUGUGCAUCCGGAGGAAGGUGCUCACUAGGAUGCGGGAGAGCGACCUGAGCAGCCCCGACGACCCGCCGCUCUGCGUAUCCGACUCCAACAAGAUGUUCACGCUCGAGUCGCUGCGCGCCGUGUGGUACGGCCAGAAGCUGGACUUCUUCAAGACGGCGCAUCUGGGCGGCGCGGCGCCCAACACCGAGGUGGUUCCGCUGGACGGCGAGCCGCGGAGAUCCGCGCAGCGCAUCCUGGACUACGCCCGCGGGAGGAGACCCCUCAUCCUGAACUUCGGCAGCUGCUCCUGACCGCCGUUCAUGACGCGCCUGUCGGCGUUCCAGCGCGUCGCCCGGCAGUACGCGGACAUCGCGGACUCGCUGCUGGUCUACAUCGAGGAAGCGCAUCCGUCGGACGGCUGGGUGAGUUCCGACGCGCCCUACCAGAUCCCCCGGCACCGCUGCCUGGAGGACAGACUCCGCGCCGCGCAGCUCAUGAACCAGGAGGUGCCGGGGAGCGCCGUGGUCGUGGACACCAUGGAGAACUCGUCCAACUCGGCGUACGGCGCCUACUUCGAGCGCCUCUACAUACUGAAGGACGAGAAGGUCGUGUAUCAAGGCGGCAGGGGUCCCGAAGGCUACCGGAUCUCAGAGCUCAGAGACUGGCUGGAGCGCUACCGGAACGAUCUGGAAGCUUCCAAAGCGGCGACGGUGGUUCACGUGUAAUGCACGAAUGGAUGGAUGGAUGCACGGAUGUUUUCUUUCCCUCAGCCCCGCUCUCGUGUCCUUAUCAUGAAGUCAUUGGCCGUGUUUCAAAACCUAGCGACUGUCUCGGCGUUUCCGAAAAGUUCCAUUACAGCUUCUUCGAACCUCACAGUGAAGGCACUGCUCGCGUUUCGCUCUACACUUUCUCAAACAGCGGUUUCUGCUACGCCGCGCUCUUCUGAGAUGUUCUCAAGAAGGUCUUGACGGAACACGCAUUGAUGAGCUUGAGCCAGGCUUUUCGACCAGGGGUCCACGCACUGUAAAAGCGCUUCUCAGUGUGGACCCCUGGGGGCCCGUGAAGGUACUCCAGGAGAACGUUUUUUUACCUUGUCAUUUUUGGUGGCUCACAUGUACGAAGGAUGGAUGUUUUUCCAGCGCACUCUUGUGUCUUUAUAUUCAAGUCAUGAACUGUGUUCAAAACUCUGUGAACGCGCACUCUCACAUUAGAAACGCUAAAUACCGUCAAAAAGUUCCUGAUGUUUCCUUACAGGUUCUGAUUAAUGUAAACAUGAACUAAUGAUCUGUUCAGAAUUGCAAUUCAAACACGCAUUCUGCGCAUCGCAGGCGCACUUGAUGGCCACUACAUUGCGCAGCUCGCCAGGUUUUGAACACAGCCGUCAAAUCAGUGUCUUCAGCUGCUGCUACAGUCAACCGCAAUACUGCAAAUGUUGGGUUUUAGUUUCAGUUAUCUAGACAGAUGUUUAUGUUGUCAGUGGCCAUGCGACCGCAUGAUAGCUGUUGUGCUUUCGUCUCUGUUCUUUAGGCCUACUUGUUUUAUGUCAAUCCAACCUGGCAUUUUAUUUGAGAUGUUGCAAAACGGUAUAUCUAUCUAUCUGAAACAUAUCCUAUUUUAUUUUUGUAUGGUAUCUUUCCCUUGUGAGUGUGUGUAUGUAUGUGUGUGUGUGUGCGCGCGCGGCCAGGAGGCCGUUUCAUUGUACUCUGGAGUUAUUGUGAAGAUCGGUUUUUAAAAGGAUUUUAACCAGAAAACCGAUACUGAUGUAAUUUGACACUAGAGUACAGGACAGAGAAAUGGCCUCCAGACGUAUUGCCAAAUGUUGUUUUGUAAAUGGUGUAUAUUUUAUUGAACACUUUUUUUAAAUAAAUGGUAGAGCACCCUCUAAA